AUGGCGCCGAAGGUUUUGACAGACUGUCCCGAGAACCUUCGAGAGGCGAUCGACUGGCUCGUCCAGGUGAAGCACUGUGGCGGCGUUUCGACGCUGUCCGACGCUCUCGCUUCGUUGUUUGACAAUGUUGCUCAGGACGCUGAAGAAUCUCUGUCGUCUCUGCUUGACCAGGACCGGCCGUCCGCUAGAGACGUCUCCAAACUUCGGGCGUUUCACAGUACUCUUCCGAAAGACUCUGAGAAUCCUCAUAAAAACAUUAUACAUAAUCUCUGUGCCUCCGCUGGCAGCCUCUUAGGUUAUAGUUUACCUGGGGCCUACGACGGUUCCGGGAUUGUAUAUGGCAACGCCUCCCGUCUGUGCGAUGCCAUCCUGGCAUUCCUGUAUGCCGUGUUCAAUGAUGUGUAUGGUAACCAGCCGUACGUUGCUGGUAGAAAUGUAUUGCAUGAUGAUCUAAUUGUGUAUUUGGAAUCCCAACUGUGGCAUGGCCACAAGGGGUUUUGCCAAGCCAUCCCCAAGGUGGCCACUGGCCUCCAGAGGUACAACGCCGCUGUCGAGGCUUCUAACGACAAAGUCAAGAAGGCAAUUGAAACCGUGUUGGAUUACGUGAAACCAGAUGGUGAGUUGCGUAAAGGUAUAAAAGCUUUGCAGAUAUCGGAAACAUCGACGUCCACUCAAGAUGAGAGGACUGUGGACGCCGCGGUCACCCUGGUGGAGGGGUGCAAAGAGGUCGCCAGGGUAUUUUCCAAAAGCUUGACGGCGGCCACAGACGCCAUAGAUGACCUGAACCCAAAGCUGAAGAGAAAGCUCGAGAACGCAAGGAGAAGCCUUUUCAAUCAUGUCGAAUGGCUGAGCAGGUGGUCCAAGAAGGGGGAGAAAAAGCGGUUGGACGAGAUGAUACAAAAAAUAAAGAGUAGGCUUAGGCAGCUCGCAAAGGCCGUCAAAGAGAAAAUUAAACAAGAAGUGCAUACGGUUGUCGAGUUGUUGAAGGAGCGUGUCAGGGAGAUUAAAAUGAAGUUGCAAGGUAUUACUGCCAGUCUGGAGGAAUAUGUCAAGGAACUCGGGCAGUGGAUGGGUGAGGCAAAAGAGUAUAUUAAGGAUGUAAAAAAGUAUGUUGAUGAGAUAAUGCAGCAACUUGAUGGAGACCAUAGGCAGGCGAUUGACAAGGCAGCCGCGGACAUUGAUAGUCAGCUUGGCAAGAGAGUUGAGGAGUUGAAUCAGUGGAUUAAGGAUGCGGAGGCUGCCGUUACUGUGGCUAAGCAGAAGGCGGAUGAAGUGUAUAAAAGGUUAGAUAAGAACAGCGGUACGACGAUUGCUCAAGGGAUUGAGAAGAUUAAUGAAGCUAAAGAUGCAGUUUCAGGAGUUAGCACCCAACUGGAAACUGUUCACAAGAAUUUGGGAGAUUGGAAAAGUGUGGCGAAGGAUGUGCUCAGCAAAUCUCUUCAGAAGGUUGGAGAGGUGCAUGACAAGUUGGAUCCUGAUCAAAAAACCGGCGACCAUCCAAUUGGCAAGAACCUUGAGAAUAUUGAGACCGCUCAAAAAGCGAUUUCAUCUGCAAAUCUAGAACUUAAAACACAAGUCGAUAAGUUGAGUAACUGGAUUUCCGACGCUGAUCGUAUCCGUGAGCAGGCGCAGCAAAAAGCCGAAGAGGUUUACAAAAGUUUGGAAGUUCAUAAGCAACUGAGUGAGAAAAUUGGGGAGAUUCAGACAGCGAAUAAGGAAAUACAGAAUGUUCAUAGUGGGCUGAAUAGUGUUGAGAAAAAUCUGGAAGAGUGGAAUCAGGAGGCCAGGAAAGUGAUUCAAAGUGUGGUUGAUAGGGUGACGGAAGUGCAUAAGAAGUUGGAUGACAAAGAUCCAGGUACGGCGGUUGGUAACGGCAUUAAGCAGAUCAAAGCAGCAAAAGCAAACGUUGAAGCAGUUGAUAAGGGAUUAACAUCUGUAAACGACGAUUUGCGCAAAUGGAGAGGGGCUGCAGAAAUUGUGCUAUCCACUGCAGUUGAUAAAGCAGAAGAGGUGCAUAAGCAGUUGGAUCCUACGAAAAAUAGCUCGACGCUGGGUGGGCAAAUCGAUGCGAUCGAUACUGCUAGACAGGGAAUUGUUGAUGCAAACGAACAACUUGGUGCACAAGUAAAGACUCUGCAAAAGUGGAUUGAGACUGCCGAAGAUAUCCGCCACAAGGCUGAGCAAAAGGCCAGGGAAGCCUAUGAUAAGUUGCAAGUUCAUGAAAAACUGAGUGAGAAUGUGAAGAAGAUUGUGGAUGCCAAAAAUAAGAUUGACGAAGUUAAUAAGAAAGUUACCGGCCAGCUUGGCAGUCUGAAGCAGUGGAAUGCGGAGGCUAACAAGGUGCUUGAAGGGGCGAUUACUAAUGCGCAGUAUGUUCAUGAUGAAUUGCAAAGUGCUGUCGUCCAGAAAGUUGAAGGGAUUCAACAGGCAAAUGCGUCAAUGAUAGAGGCUAAUAAAAAGCUUGCCACCGAAGUACAGAAUUUAGGCAAGUGGAAGGAUGCCGCCAAGGAUGUUAUUAAGAAAGCAGAGGACAAGUGUGAUGAGAUCCUAAAGAGGGUUCAGACAGAUCCCAGCAGCAACAAUGAUUCAAUUUAUAAGCAAGCUAAAUUGUUGAGAGAUAGCGGCAAAAAACUUCUGACUGCUGCUACUGACGCUAAGCAGAAAGUUGAGUCCAAGGUGAAGGAUGCUUUGGAUGCUGUAAAGGAAAUGGACACAGAUCUCAAGAGGGACUUGUAUGAUGUUAAGGAAAAGAUUAAAAAAGGGAUUACGGAGGUGAUUAGUGAGUUGCAGGUUGGUGCGUUGGGUGACCGAGUGAAAGAGGAUUUGAAGAAGUUGAGGGGGAAUAUUGAGGGGCUAAAAAGUAAAGUGGAUGAGCGGAAUGGCAACAGUAUAGUGAAAAAUCAGUUGAAUGCGCUUGAGGAAGCGAAGACUGCAACGAUUAAUGAAGUUCAACAAAAAAUUAAGAAUGCUGCUUCAGAUAUGGAUGCGAAGUUUCGGAGUGAAAUCAAGGGUCCGCUUAACGAGAAGGUGAAUACAAUUACCAAGGCGAUUGGGAAUCUAUACGAAAAAAUUAAUCCAGACAGCAGAAACGCAUCGGAGGAUGAUAAAAAGAAACUUCACAAGAUUUUCGAGCAUAUUAAAAAGCAAGUUGCUGAUAUUAAGGGUAAAGAAGGGAGGGAUGCAUUUGAUUCAAACUCUAAAGGCCUAGAUGGGAUUGUCAAAAAUGUGAAGGUGCUUGCUCAGCAGUUUAAUGGUGCUGCACAAUUUGGGCAUAAAGUUAACGGAUUUGUAUUGGAAAUUUUGAGGGAUAACAUGAUUGUGAGGGAAAUGCUUAAGAAGUAUGCCCAGGAGAAUGUUUUGGGGAAUGAUUAUAUAGAGCCUAGACCUGAUAAGAAGGAUUCAUUGUUUAACAUAAAGAUCGCAGAGAUGUUUAAGGAUACACUUAAGGGUGAAGCAGAUUCGGCUGGUCAAAAGGUCCAAGAGCUGUUUACAAAGGCUCAAUCGCACCCAACGAUCCAGCGGUACAUUAAUGCUGUAAAGGAAGGCCUAACAACAUUUGUCGAUGAGGUUGAAAAGAAUCUGAAAGUAAUAGAAAUCGAUAAACUGGAGAAUAGCAUUAACAGCCGCGUAGAUUCCAUAUUCAACGGCAUUGUGAAUGAUGUCAAAGGUAAAGUUCAAGGCGGCAAAAUAACACAUAAUGACGAGCUUCUCAAACUCGCUGUCAAGCGCAUCCUCAUGAAGCUCAUCGUUAUUGUGCGCAAAGUUGCUGGGGAAGUACGGGUUUUAGGUAUCAGCGUUUUUGGCAAAAUCUUAGACGAAAUUAAACCGACUGUUGAUGCACUUGACAAAAAUCUAAAAGCGGUAACUCCUUCCGCUCCCGCAACCGGCACAGCCAAAUCCGUGGACAAUGCGAUAGAAGGGGUAAGUAAUGAGGUUAAGGGGCUUGACACUAAAUUUCAGCAAAAAGUCAAAAAGCCAGUAGAGGAUGCAGUUAAUCAACUUGAGCCUGCCGUUAAGGCUUUCGACGAUAAAGCUAAGGGGCAAGUCAAAGAGGCGGCCAACGCGGCAAUUGAUGCGGCGGCUAAACAGUUUGCAGAUUCCAGUGGUCAAAUCAAUGUGGAAUCAUUGAUGAAUAAUUUCAGCAGUGAGCACGGUAAAAUACAAACUCAGCUUCCAAAUAAUCUUCGAGCGUUACUUGAUACGCACAUUGGAACGGAUGACAGAGCUAGUGGCAAAGCAGACACAGUAAAGCUAUCGAGCGAUUUUGUGAACUAUGGUAAACAUGUAUCCACUGGCGUCCCGACUAACCGCAUACAUGAGCCACUUGCGGCGGCGAUCGGCAAGAUUGAAGGUGUGGGCCUGGCAGCGCUUAACAAGCAUAUCGGCGACGGUGAUAAAAUAGAUGGCCAAACCUUCGACGGCCCAUUCGGAAACAUUGAGAAAGAGCUCAAGGGAAUUAAGAAAUUGGUUAGUCAUGGUGGGUUUUGGGGCAACAACGAUAAAGGUGUCAAAGAGCUUUUGGAAGAUCUUCGAACUGGGAUUGAUUCAGGUACGAUGGACGGUGCAUCUGAUAAAGGCCUUACAAAUAUACGAUCGGCGAUUGAAGUUUUGCAGAAAGGCGCGUUUGGUCCUAGAUCCGUGGCAAUCGGGGAAGCCGUCAAAGAAAUUAAGUUGAAGCUGAAUGAGCUUAGAGAGAAGUUGAAGAGUGAGAAUGAUGGCGAUAAAGAUGCAGUAAUCAACGCAUUGAAGAAUUUGCAAACUCAAGGGCUUGGCGUUGAAAAGUGGAACGACAAAAGUGGCAGUCCAGUAAAUGGUCUAAGGAUAAUCGAAGAUGAUCUUAGGAAACAAAACGAGGAGUUGGGCAAUCAAACAAUGGAAAUUGGCAAAGCUUUCGACUAUACUCUGAGAGAAUUGAAGGGUAUGCUUGGACAAGUCGGCUUGAGGUUACACAACAUCAUUGUUCCGGAUGACGUCGUGGACAAUCUGAAAGAUUUGAAAUUAAAGAUUGGUAGGGGAAAAAAUAUAGGACUUGAACGUAUUCAUGAAUUGAUUAAGACGCUGCAGGAAGGGGAUUUCAAAAAUAAACCCGAAGCAAUUGAGAAAGCAAGAAAAGAACUUGAAGCGGAACUUACAAAACUACAAAAGGUGCUGCAAGGUAACAAGCACGAUGGCGGUAUCGAAACGUUGAAAGAUUUGAAAGAUGUUGGUCUUGGCUCCGGUAAGUGGGAAAAACAUGGAAAUGAAAAAGGACUUGCGAAAAUCGAAAAUGAGCUUAAGGCUCAACUAGAUGAAUUAUCCGUCCAGCGAGAUUUCAUUGACUUAGGCAUGACCCGGAUCACCAUGGUGUUUGACGAACUUAGAAAAGAGUUAAAAGAUGAGAAAGAAAAUCCUAACAAUGGCGUGAUAAAAAGACUGGAAGAUUUGAGCGAGAAGGGUCUCGGUAAGGAUGCGUGGCAAAACGGUAAGGAUGGUCUCGGGAAAAUAAGGAGUAACCUUCAAGCGCAGAAUACGCAAUUGUCUCAAACAAGUAAGAAAAUCGAAGAAGCGACCCAGAGCGUAAUGGACCUGACGAAGACUGUGUUAAAAAGUGCUAAACAGACGUUAAGUGAUGAAGUCGCUAAUGAUGACAUCGUGGACAAUUUAAAGAAGUUGGAGGAGAAGAUUGGUCUAAAUGGGAAUACUGAUGAGAGCCUUCAAGGAAUGAAGAACAAGAUCACCGACCUACAAAGCCAAGCGUUUAAAGAUAAUACGCUCAAAAUUCUGCAAGCAAAAGACGAAAUUGACGCAGAACUCAAAAAGCUUCAAGGUAAUUUGCAAGAUGACGUAAGCAGUAAGUUAACUGACUUGGUGGACAAGGGGUUUGGCCCCGGUGACAGAUGGAAUGGCAAUGCCAAGGGCUUUGAUCAUAUUCAAGAUAAUCUUAAAACUCAAAAUAAUACAUUGUCACAACAACCCAAAAAAAUACAGGAUGGAAUCAAUGAAAUUACCGAAGAGCUUCAGAGUAUUCGAGAUGCGUUGCAGGGUACCGCUGACGACGAUCUCAAAAGUAGAGGAGUUAUCAAGAAUUUGGGUUUCUUGACUACACAUAUUGGUGAAGGUGAGGACAAAGGCCUCAAGAAAAUCAAAAGUGACAUGGACUCCCUUAAGAAAAACAAGGUUCCAGUUAUCACCAAACAUCUCAAUACCAUGUCCACUAAGAUCACCAACGCAGCCGGACAACUGGGCUGGAACCUGCGUCAGCUGGAGAAUCCGCAUAUCGACGCCAAACUCAAAGGCAUCGAAACUGGUCUCGACAAUCUCCGACUCACCGAUCUGGCCGAGGCCAUCAAGUUGUGUGACGACUUCCUUGAUAAAGCCGACGAGAUAGAGAGGAACACCAUCCAUGCCCUUUUGAAGCACAUCGACGAUGAGGUGGACGACGCCAUCAAUGACCUCACCAAGGAGGCCCGCACGCUGUACGUGGACUCGGUGAGGGAGGCGUUGGGAUUGUUUGCCACCAAGGUCAACGAGGAUUUGGAACAGCUGCCAAAUGAGAUGAACAGAGAUAGGUGCGUGGGCUAUAAAGGGUUCAUGAAGUACUUGCAAAGUCCGCUGAGCUCCGAUCUAACAGGUGACGAACAGAGCGUCGCAGAAUUAUCAUCCGCGUUCCAGGAGGUGUUCGAGCAAAUAGAGAAGUAUGUAAAAGGGGAGCUCACCAGGCUGCACGAUGAGCAAAACAAGGAGAAGAAUCCCUCUUUGCCACCGACCGAAGAGCCAUACACGGCUAAGCUCAAUGAUGUUUAUGAAGCGCUCACCUCGGUGCUCGCCUACCUUAAAGACAAUGAUGACGGUGCCGACAAACUCACCGAGAUGGUUGAGAGGCUGACCAAGGCGCUGGGUAAUUUGGUACCCUCCGACUUCAAGCACACGUCCACUCCGCUGCUGGACACUGUCGCUCGCGGUCUCACCAAAUUCGCCGGUGAGUUUAGCAACACGUAUAUUUCCGCCUACUCUGGUCAGAGGUGCAGGGAGGAACACUCCCACAAGUACGCCAAGGUGUUACUGAGUAUGAUACCCAUGACGCACCAAGCGCUUACCAAGUUGGCGACGAAAUGUGAGAGUGAGUGGAAAUCGCUUCAUAUUAGUAAGUUGACUGCUGAUUACAGGGACAACGCACUUGGCAACUACCUCACCAGGUGCGGGUACAGGGUAUCCAGUUCCGAGAGUGGGCAGGACGGCGAGUUGAACCACAGGUUUUCUGGCGGUAGGAUUUACGAGUUGCUAUUCACCCCGAUGGAGGGUGUGGCCAUCGAGAUGCUGGUUGACGGUGAGCCGAUAACAAAUGGAAUUAACUUGGUCACCAUCAUGUCGCUGCUCUACAACCUCUUAUGCCGCUACCUCCAGGUCUGCCACCUCUACGUUCCCCCUGAACCAAGAUACCCGUGCACAGUCAGGGACAUGCUGUCGUGGCUCUCCGGGCUGCAGUAUACACAGGUGGCUGACAAGCUGCCUGACCACUGCAAGGCUCUGCUCAAUCACCGGUGCCACGAUGACGACACCCCCAACAGGGAGGAUCCUGUCAUGGCCAAGUGCAUUGGUGAGCUACCAUUAACCAUCGCUAGAACAUGUUCGCACUCCACCGCCCUGCUCACCGCCAUACAAGGCAACGGCCACGGCUUCGACCUCGCCGCCUACCCGUAUUCGGUGGACUUCUCCAACAACCGUGCCAGGUUCCACUACCCCGCUGACCCAUAUGCGCUGCUUGAUAUGCUUCGUGACAUCAUUUGCCGUCUAUGCAAAGUGCUCUACUUCCUGUACUCCCAGUGCUGCCGCAGCACCGCCCGGGUCAAGGGGUGGAGGGAGUGCGCGUACGGCCGGCAGGUGCAGUCACACCGCUGGCAGUGUGAACAGUUCGGAACUUACUCUAGUACUAUCAGUACUACUACCGGUACUAGUACAACUACCACUUCCACCACCACUCACGGCUGCCCGCCCACCUCGCCUCUACAGUCGUUCCUCUCCGACCGAUGCAAUGGACUACUGCCGCAUACCCUCACCAUUGCUGACAUGGUCAUAGAAUGUGCCAACUGCGCCGCCAAUCAACCUGGACAGCAGUGCCUCACUCCGCUCGGCUUCUGGGACCUUGGCUUCGCCGCCUCCAUAAGUGGCACCGGCUGGGAUCUCGCCAAGCGCCUCGCAGACAUGUGCCGCGACGCCGACUCAUGCCUGUUCGUGCUCUGUCGGACUCUGUUCUUGCUGUGCCCCGCCGCACCAUCAUCACUCAACGACGUGUUUGCAUUGUAUGCUCAGGUGCUACGGAAGUGGGACUCUCAUGACCAUGUUAAGCACCGUGGCGGCACGUACACCGAUGCCUCCGAUCUCAUAUCGCAUCUCAACAGCGACGGCAUCGACGGCCUCUUCCCACUGUGGACACAGCUCCACGGCAGCUAUGAAAAUCACAAGCUCACCAGUGCCAUCGCAUCACUCGCAGGUCAUGAUCACAAAAGCCACGAUGCGUUGUCCAGCCUCUUCAACGACUCCACUUGCAAGUCACCCAGUGGAUGCGCUCCCUACCUCCAACCCCUAGGACUGCACGCCCACCACACCUACCCGCAGAAGCACGCCGGGCCAUACAUCACGUGGAUAAUGUACCUGGCAUGGAAAUUCUGGGAGUUGCUAUGUGAACUACUCCACGCUCUGGACAACGUCGACUGCACGGCCGCCGGCUGUGCCACAUGCCCCUGCCAACCCGGCACCCACGGUGGGAAGGACACCUGCCACUGUCCAUCCAUCGUCCAGUGCGCCGGACCGCUGCCUACACUCUACCGCUACGGAUUCACGUAUCGCGACGCAAAUCUCCUGGUCACCGAAAACUAUGCCAUGCGCUGCGGAGACCUCAACGCACAACUCAAAGAGGCGCUGCACUCCGACCACUUCACCGAAUUGUUCCGGCAAAUCGACCAACUCACAUGGCACAUCCGGAUGCCGUUCCUCUACUUUCUCAUUGCACUGUGGUCUCUUGUGGCGCUGUACAUACUCCACACUUUCCUCUACCGCAUGGACGUCCUCUACAUCCGAUCACAUCUGCUGACCACCAGAACAUCUCACCUUAUCGACGUCAAGGCGCUACUUAUCCAGAACAGAAAAAUGCUUUCACUUUACGACGCUAGUUACUUCGAUGAUGACCCUUCCGAGUUACUUGACACCACGUAA
Molecule: messenger RNA, 9192 nt
Organism: Babesia bigemina
Lineage: Eukaryota; Apicomplexa; Aconoidasida; Piroplasmida; Babesiidae
Exons: 1
Coding region: 1-9192 (3063 amino acids)
Source: RefSeq, a predicted model, not a curated record